Molecule: messenger RNA, 1871 nt
Organism: Mytilus trossulus (common blue mussel)
Lineage: Eukaryota; Metazoa; Mollusca; Bivalvia; Mytilida; Mytilidae
Product: toll-like receptor 4
Exons: 1
Coding region: 144-1862 (572 amino acids)
Biological process (GO): immune response; inflammatory response; toll-like receptor signaling pathway
Cellular component (GO): plasma membrane
Molecular function (GO): transmembrane signaling receptor activity
Source: RefSeq, a predicted model, not a curated record
UACAUAUAAAUAGUCAUUUACGGGAAAUUGAAAUCGAUGGUUUUGCACCGUUAGAAUUUCUUUCUAGUCUUAUCAUUCCAAAUCAAAAUUUUCUUAAACUAUCAAAAACAUUACCAGCUUUGCACGUGUUUGAAAAUCGAAAAAUGGAAGAAUUGGAUUUGAGAAAUAAUUUUAGAAAUUAUGGUGAAUAUGUAAUUUCGGCUGAUCUAUUUGCAUAUAUCGGUAACAUUUGCGUCAAAAAAUUAUCUUUGAGUUGGAAUGGCAUUAGGAGGAUAGAUGCUAUCGCCGUUCAGAAGAUGAAAUACAAACAUUGUCUUGAGACUUUAAACUUAAAUAACAAUGACUUUGACUAUCACCAGGAUCUUAUUAUCUUGUAUCUUAAUUUCUUUAUUAACAUUAAACGAAUAGACAUUUCUUCGAUAACAAGUCGAUCUAUUGAAAGCAUUCGCGAACAAAACAGUAAUGGCACUGGAAUCCUGGAUCACAGAGCUAUAUUCGAUACUCGAUCAGAUUGGUCUAUAAGACUACCUUAUUCACUCGAAUUUCUAAACGCAUCAUUGAUAAUCGGACGAAAUGAUCCAAUAAACAGUAUAACUUUCAAGGGUAUAAAACGAUUGGAAAUCUUUGACCUCUCAUACUCAUCACUUGCAGACGACUGCAAUUACACAGUGAGGGGACUUCAGAACGUGCUGAUACUUAAUGUAUCACAUUUCAAAUGUGGUCUUUUAAAUCCAUACUUUCUGCAAUCUGCAGUCAAUUUGGAACAGUUGAUAAUGCAAAGUUCUUCACUAAGUAUUGGCCUUAAAUAUGAUCACUAUAGUCAAUUCCUCUCUGGGCUCGAACGUUUGCAGUAUAUAGACUUUUCAAGAAAUGCAUUUGAAGACCAUUUCAGAAUUUCAACAUUUAAAAGUCAAUUAGACAGUUUGCAAUCUUUGAUUCUUGAAGGAAAUUUAUUCACAAGUGUUCCCUUAAAUUUAGAAGAAUUCAACCGUCUGCGUUUCCUUAACAUCAAAAAUAAUAAGAUAGCCUACUUGACAACAAAAGAAACUGACGCCAUUGAAGUGCUAUUUAGAAGAUCAAAUAAAACAAUGACAGUGUUAUUAGAUGGCAACCCUCUUGUUUGUACUUGUGCUUCGUUAGAUUUUGUAGAAUGGUUAUUUACUACAAAAGUGAAACUUGACGGCAAUUGUAGUUAUUCGUGUGUCGAAAACGAUGGAAAUAUUACAACAACAAAUAUCGUCUACAAUCACUUGCGAAUUAUGAGAAUACGAUGCAUUACUACAGUAUGGUUAAUUUUUUCUGCAACUUUAUUCGGUAUGCUUCUUUUAUUCAUUCUAGUUGGAUAUCGUUACAAAUUGCACCUACAAUACUUUUGUUUAUUCAUCGGAAUGGCCAAUCCACUUUUCCGGAAGUCAAAAGGAGAGACACUUGAAUAUGAUGCAUAUGUAGCUUAUUGCGAUGGAGACUAUCAAUGGGUUUAUGGACCUUUGCGCAUAUUUCUCGAAGAGAGACGAAAUUAUAAACUUCUUUUGUUAGAUAGAGGAGAUGUCCUUGCUGGAGAACAUAGACUUUUUGCUUUAAACAAUUCAAUUCCAAAAUGCAAAAAGAUAAUCUUAGUGAUUUCAAAAGAGUUUGUUAACAAUGAUUGGGCAUAUUAUGAAGCAACUGUUGGAAUUGAACAUUUCCUAGGAUUACAAGCGAGAAUAAUUGUUAUAAACCUGGAACAUAUAACCAAGACAGAAAUACCGCAAUGUGUUCUUCAAAUGAUGUCAUUGGACGCCAACGAUCAUAUUCGCAAAACAGACAUAUUAAAUGAAAAUAACAUUUUCUGGAAAUGUUUAGAUCAAGCGAUGAAACGUUAAUGAAGAACA